AUGGAUUGGUUAAAAGCUAAUUACGUCCAUAUCAAUUGCUAUGACAACACUGUGAGGUUUUCUUCCUUAGUAGAAGAAGAACAAUCUAUGUUGGUGUCGAUGAAGCAGUUGAAUGAGUUCAUGAAGGAUGAGGCAUUGGUUUUCUUGUUGAUGGCGACUCUUUCCAUGGAGAGUCAAGCUGUGAUAGCAAACUUUCCGGUGGUGUGCAAUUUUCUCGAAGUAUUCUCUGAUGAGAUUCCUAGUGCACCUCCAGAAAGAGAAGUUGAAUUUUCUAUGGAUCUUGUCCAUGGUACCAGUCCUAUCUCUAUGGCACCAUACAGGAUGUUCGCAUCUGAGUUAGCAGAAUUGAAGAGUCAAUUAGAAGAUUUGCUCGAGAAGAAUUUUGUUAGACCUAGUGUGUCGCCGUGGGGAGCUCAUGUGUUAUUGGUGAAGAAGAAAGACGGUAGCAUGAGACUUUGUAUUGAUUAUCAUCAGUUGAAUAAAGUGACUAUCAAGAAUAAGUAUCCACUUCGUAGGAUUGAUGAUUUGAUGGACCGAUUGGUUGGCGCUCGCAUGUUUAGCAAGAUUGAUUUGAGAUCGGGUUACCAUCAAAUAAGGGUGAAAGAAGAAGAUGUUCAGAAAACUACUUUUAGGACGAGGUAUGGACAUUACGAAUAUUUGAUGGGGGCUGUAUUAUCUGUAACGUAUAGCCUAAAUGUAGUACUGCAAGUGUACAGCCUAUCGAAGUAA
Vicia faba (fava bean) is the source of this 729-nucleotide messenger RNA. Lineage: Eukaryota; Viridiplantae; Streptophyta; Magnoliopsida; Fabales; Fabaceae. The record is from the annotation of a GenBank genome assembly.